UGUUGCAUAUUUCUAAAAUUUAAUAACUGAUUUUGUAAAUUAUAGUAAUCACACUGAUAUCAUAUUGAUCACAACAAUGCCAAAUAAUGAUCCAAUGUAUAGUGCCUUACAAAUCAAUAUUCCACCAGAAUUGCCUGAAAUACUAAAACAGUUUACAAAAGCUGCUAUUCGUACCCAACCUAAAGAUCUUUUACAGUGGUCUGCAGCAUAUUUUCUUGCACUUUCUAAAGGUGAAAGACCUCCUGUUAAAGAACGACUUGAUUUUCAGCUGGGUCAAGUUAGUGAAAAAACACUUACCAAAGAAGCAAUUAUUGUUCUACAUAGGCAGUUAGGACAUAAACCUAUAGUUGAACUUUCAAAGGUUGAAGAAAAAUGGAAUGCACUUUGUUUAUCGGAUGAAGAUCUGAAAAAUAUUUUGCGAGUGGGUAGUUUUGCAGAGGAGUUUGAAUGGUUGAAAUUUCUUGCGUUAUCAUGUAGUCAUGUAUCUAAAUCAAUUACAGAGGCAUUAACGUUAAUUUGUGAAGUCAUUACAAAGGAUCUGGAGGGUGGGAGAGCAAGAAUAGAGUUUGAAACUUUCAAAUAUCUUUAUAAAUAUCUUGCAGUUAUUGAUGGAGACAUACCACUAUCACAUGUGACUAAGGUCUUAGAACACCUUGAUUUUGAUGUCAAGCAGCAAAGUGGUAUGAUUGCUCCUCGUAAUUUUACCAGUAGUUCUUGUCCUCUCUUAUACACAGAGAAACCUUAAAUUUCAGAAUUUUUUUAAGCAUUUGAGGUAUAUUUAAUUUUCAGGAUUAUAUAGCGAUUAUGUUGUUAAAUCAAAAAUUACUUUUUUGAUAA
Molecule: messenger RNA, 837 nt
Organism: Hydra vulgaris (swiftwater hydra)
Lineage: Eukaryota; Metazoa; Cnidaria; Hydrozoa; Anthoathecata; Hydridae
Product: ropporin-1-like protein
Source: RefSeq, a predicted model, not a curated record